Messenger RNA from Mya arenaria, 2061 nucleotides. Its product is annotated as transmembrane protein 183-like. Bases 94 to 1176 code for a protein of 360 amino acids. NCBI's taxonomy places the organism in Eukaryota, Metazoa, Mollusca, Bivalvia, Myida, Myidae. Gene Ontology annotation, cellular component: SCF ubiquitin ligase complex. The transcript is spliced from 5 exons. The record is from RefSeq and is a predicted model, not a curated record. Gene Ontology annotation, biological process: regulation of protein stability.
UCUCCCUUCAAUUGAAUAAAAAUAUCUCACAGAUUUAUAUUUCAAAACAUUGCGAAAUUAUUAUCUUAGUAAGGGCUAUUUUUAAUUUAACGAAUGCACAAAAAUUUCAAAAAUGAUAAACAAAGGAAUCGACGAUUUAACUCGGAUAUUACAGUCAAUGACUAUGCUAAUGCAAAGCCAGGACGUUUUUCCGGUCUUCGCCACAAGAAAGGCGCAACCUCUCAGCACUUGGAUAUAAAAGUGAGCAAUAUGGUUGAGGUGGGGGAAGAUGUGUCGUGGUUUGAUCGAGACUUAGAUGAGUUUGAUGUUACACUGGACUGCGGAGAAGAAGUCCAAGUAGGAGAAGAACAGGAGUCCAAUACAGGGAGAAAACGUACACCUCGUAAAUGCAUGCGUUUACAAGAGCAUGAGGAUCAGCCUGGAGUUGAUUACCCUCUUGACCUCUGGUUUCUGCUGUCUCGUUACAUCCAUCCCGAGUCCGUAUCUGUGUUCGCUGUUCUCUGUCGUGGGACCAACAUUGCUGUUAUCUCUGCUCAGUUCUGGAAACAUCUUUAUUUGAGGUAUUAUAUUGAUGAGACCAACAUUCCAGAUGAACUCAGGAUGACUUCCAUUGAAUGUAUUCACGGUUUACGUGCCCGUACCAUCAAAAUGUUGCACUUUGUGUACCCCCCUCUUGUUAUGAGGACAAAGACCUCCAUGCCCUUUGAAAAUGAGCCCCAUUGUCUUGUUGGACAGCGCUGCUUAUUAACAUGGCAUAGGAAAAUGCGUAAUGGCUGGAAGUUUUAUUUACGAUUUCGAAAAGGGGAUGAAGUGGACCUGAGUAGUAACGAGCAGAAGGCUCUAAAAUCACCAGGUUUUAUGAAAUGGCAUCAGGACUUGUUUUAUAACCCAGAUGAGGGUGCGUCAGUUCUAGAGGUUACAUGUCAAAAUUAUUCCCCGUUACCAAUGGUGAUGGGGCUGAUAUUGAAUCGAGUGUACCUGAACGUAAGCUCUGGCAGCAUGCGUUACCAUAGAUUAAAGCUUGUGAUGGACUCCAGCUAUAGAGCAACCACUGCAAAGAACCAGGGCAGCAUGCAGGAGCUUGUCCUUGACCCAGUCCUAGAAGUCAAGGUCUUUCCCUGGUGGCACCCUGCAUUCGCUGACUCACAGUCCAUGCUUAUGGAAACUGAGGCCUAAUGUGAAGAAGAAAUACUUUCGUAGCUAAAGGAGUGAUAUUUUUGUUGUUUUUCAAAGGAUAAAAAUUUACUCUUAACAUUUGUUGGAUUACAUGUAUCUUGAACUUAUUUUGUUUAAACUCAAAAUAAAACAUUGCUCAUAGAAAUGAAAAAUAUUUAAAGGUCAUUUACAUUCUCUUUCAUAUACAUAAUCAAUAAUUAGACAUAACUUAAAUUUCACUUUUAAAAUGGUGCUUUUCAUAUCAGAGUUAUGGAGUAUAUGUUGUGAAGCUUAGAUUUAUCAUGUUUGUUUCAUUCAAACAUUUACUGAGCACAUUUUUAUUGUCGAAUAAUAAUAGGACCAUGUUUUAACUUUAUUAUGUAGACAAUAUUGUUAAGGAAAACUAUUUUUCCUAUGAAUCUGUCAGUGAUAAUUUUAUAUUAUUAAUUUUAUCCUUAUAGUUUAUGAUUAUGUUGCUUAAGAACUGACUGUGUUUAGGCUUUUAGCUAAAGAGUAAUGGAAGGGUGCUGCACCAUGUCCUUUCUUUGUAUUACCAUUUUGCCCUCAUAGAGACAAGCAUGGGCACCCUUGUACCUUCACAGAGUUGAGUGGAGUUGAGUGCUUUAAGAUUAUCAAAGAUUUCUUUAGUUUUGUUUAAUACCUAUUUCAUUAUACAUGUAUAUACAUACAGAACAUGCAUAGUUGGCAGUUCAAUGAUACAUAAUAUUACUUUUAAACACAUGUUCUGUCAAAUGUAUAAUAUUUGUGUUCUUCCCAGCCCAAAACAGUGUGCCCUUUUCACCCUGUGCAAACUGUUUUAGCCCUGCAGCACCCUGCCCUGUUAAAACCUGGCUUUAACCCUAAUGUUGUAUAAGUUUGAAUAAAUAAAAAAAACUGUACUUCACA